This is a messenger RNA of Daldinia childiae, 2925 nucleotides long. Its product is annotated as Vacuolar protein sorting-associated protein 11 like protein. Lineage: Eukaryota; Fungi; Ascomycota; Sordariomycetes; Xylariales; Hypoxylaceae. The record is from RefSeq and is a predicted model, not a curated record. Gene Ontology annotation, molecular function: protein binding; metal ion binding; protein-macromolecule adaptor activity. The transcript has 7 exons. Gene Ontology annotation, cellular component: endosome; HOPS complex. Gene Ontology annotation, biological process: endosome organization; vacuole organization; organelle fusion. The coding region runs from base 1 to 2925 and encodes 974 amino acids.
AUGGCUUUGCUUCUGUGGAAAGCAUUCGACUUCUUCGAAGUAAACCAGAUUAAGCUCGGCGACGACGAAACACGUUCAUUCUUUGAGAACAACGAGGUAUCAAGCGUAUGCUCCGGAUCCGAUAGUUUAUUCUUCGGGAGCGAUGACGGCUAUGUGCGCAUUAUUGGGCCCAGUUGGAAGAUCGUCCGGAGCUUCCAGGCACACGACACCGGUCGUAUUACCCAUAUGCGCCAGGUCGAGGGAACGAGCCUGCUAGUUACAGUCUCUGAGGAUUUGAGUAAUGAACCUGUACUGAAAGUCUGGGCACUGGAUAAACCCGUCAAGAAGACAGGCCUGCCUACUUGUUUGAGUACAUUGAACAUAAACAAUGGGCGAAAGCAGUUUCCUAUAUCGUCAUUUACCGCUCUCGAUGACCUCUCGCAGCUCGCCGUAGGAUUUGCAAACGGUUCAGUCACAGUAAUACGAGGCGACCUGAUACACGAUCGAGGCACAAAACAACGAAUCGUUUACGAGUCGGAGGAACCAAUCACAGGAGUCGAGUUUGUAGCCGAUCCAAAGCUCACAACACUAUUUGUCGCGACGACGUCCAAGCUCUUAAAGCUAGUUAUAUCUGGUAAAGGACAAGGGCAACCGCCGAGGACGAUUGAGGAUGCCGGGUGCGCCGCCGGUUGUAUGACAUCAAAUAACAAAACCGGAGAUAUCAUCGUAGUCCGGGAAGAUGCGGUAUACUAUUACACAUCAGAGGGGAGGGGGCUUUGCUUUGCCAACGAUGGAACCACGAGCCUAGUCUCAACUUUUCAAGACUAUGUCGCCCUUGUUUCGCCGCCCCCGGUUUCUAGCAGCGGAGCCUCUGAUAGUAUAGGGAGGCGUUUUGGAGGAUCAAAUGCAGAGGCCCUCUUCAACGCUGCUAGGUUCACAAUGGUGGACCCGAUGCUUCAAAUAGUCGCACAUUCCGAAUCUCUUAUUUCUGAAGUUAAGGCUAUUUUUAAAAUAUGGGGAGAUCUGUUCAUUUUAACUCAAGAUGGAAAGGUUACCCGCUAUCAUGAGAAGUCAUUACAGCAGAGGCUCGACUUAUUAUACCAACGAAACCUAUUCCCGCUUGCUAUUAAUCUUGCGCAGAAGUCUGGCAUGGAACCGCAACAGCAAAAUGUCAUAUACCGGAAAUACGGUGACCAUCUAUAUCAGAAAGGAGACUAUGAUAGCGCGAUGUCUCAGUACAUCAAGGCAAUUGAUAACACUGAGCCUUCACAAGUCAUCCGAAAGUUCCUCGACACACAAAGAAUACAUAACCUGAUCGAAUAUCUCGAAGAGCUUCACGAGCAUCACAAAGCUACAGCGGACCAUACAACAUUGUUACUAAACUGCUAUGCCAAGUUGAAGGACGUCGAGAAGCUAGAGAAAUUUAUCAAAUCUGAGGGAGAUUUGAAAUUUGACCUGGACACGGCCAUAAACAUGUGUAGACAAGGUGGAUACUUUGACCAGGCCGCUUACCUUGCGACCAAACAUGGCGAAAACGACCUUGUAGUGGAUAUCCUCAUUGAGGACUCCAAGAAUUAUGCCGAAGCACUUGAUUUUAUAUGGCAUCUAGAUGCUGAAACGGCAUACCCAUCAUUAAUGAAAUACGCUAGAGUACUCCUAGAGAACUGCCCGAGCGAUACUACUGACCUCUUUAUCGACUACUAUACAGGAACAUAUAAGCCUAAGGUUCAUCCAGUACCAGAAGAAACACAAACAAUUUCAAGUGGAGGAUUAGCAGCUGGAGCCGCAAUAGCCGUACAGAACCUAACUAGCCUACUUCCGCUCCCCUACAUGAACACAUCCGCAGUCCCUACACCUACUGGGCAGGGAUCGCAAGCAACUGUUAGCGACGCAGGCGCUGUGAUAGAUAACGAAACGAACACUGAGCAAAAGUAUACCCCACCCCCUCCUAGAACCGCAUUUUCGUCUUUUAUCGACCACUCAGACGAGUUUAUCGUCUUCCUCGAAGCCUGCCUUAAGGAUGAUUCUCUCAAGGAAUCAGACAAAGUAGAUAUCUAUACAACUCUAUUUGAGAUGUAUCUCCAUAAAGCAAGCGAGCGGAAAGGAAUGCAGAGGGAAGAAUGGGAGCUUAAGGCGAAGAAGCUCAUCGAAGGGCGUGAAGUACCCAUCGAGAACUCGAACGUUCUGCUACUAUCCCACCUCUCAGACUUCCGAGACGGCACAACUCUAGUCAAGGAGCAGUCCGGUUUAUUGUUCGACAUCUUCCGCUCCUAUACUUCCGCGAAGGAUACACGGGGUGCUAUCAAAGCCCUCCGCAAGUACGGAGCUGAAGAACCGCAACUUUAUCCCGCGGCACUAGCCUACUUCACGUCAGACAGACGGAUCUUAGAGGAAGCCGGACCAGAAGAGCUAGCCAACGUACUCAAUAAGAUCGAUCACGACGGCCUGAUGGCGCCCCUACAAGUCAUCCAGACGCUAGGCACCAACGCCGUCGCGACCAUGGGCAUGAUCAAGCCAUACCUGCGAGAAACGAUCUCGCGUGAACGCCGCGAGAUCGCGUCUAACAGGCGGCAGAUCAACUCGUUCCGCAAGGAGACGGAGGCCAAGCGGGCCGAGAUGGCGGAGCUCGGGACCAAGCCGGCCGUGUUCCAGGCGCAGCGGUGCCCCGGGUGCGGCGGGCCCCUCGAGUUGCCGGCCGUACACUUCCUGUGCAAGCAUAGCUUCCACCAGCGCUGCCUCAAGCAGCAGGGCGACGACGGCGGCGACGUCGAGUGCCCCGUGUGCGCAGCGAACAACGCAGCGGUGCGCGCCAUGAAGCGCAGCCAGGGCGAGCGCGCGGAUAGGCAUGACUUGUUCCGUGACGCGCUGGAGAAGGGUGAUGAUCGGUUUAAGACUGUUGCGCAGUGGUUUGGGCAGGGGGUAAUGGGUGCUGGAACGGCGGAGUAG